AUGAGUUGCAGCUACGACUUUUUGGAGAUCUUAGAGCCGAAUAUAGACAACAUCACAGAACAUGAAGAUUGGUUGGGAACAGAAAAUCACUCUUACAGCUCGGAAAAUGAGGUGUUUGAAGAACUAGAGACGCUGAUCCCAGAAUCGGACUCAAUUAGCGCUGGCUGGUCACGUGAUUCAGCAGUUCGCCGGCGCCGCCUCUGCGGGGACUGGGGUGGAAAACUGAAACUCUUGCGCUAUCAGUCAAGAGGCCAUAUUUUACGAAUUCGCUUUAGAUCUGAUCAUUCAAGACACUACGCUGGAUACCGGGCUAAAGCGACGUUAGCAGACUCACAGUCAUGUAUGGACUCGAAGCAAAUCCUCUUCAAUGGCUACUGUUACCUGUUCUCCGGAUACCCACGGGCCUCUUGGACUACAGCCAAACAGGUUUGCGAAGGCUUAAACAUGCAUUUAGCCUCCGUCCAUACGUCAGAUGAAGAACGAUUCCUUGUGUCAGGCAUCCGACAAAGCAGCGAUUACAGCGCUGGAGCAAUCUACUGGCUCGGCGGUAAUCUAGCUAAUGAAGAACUCAGCUGGGUAGACGGCAGCGCUUUAGGAUACCAAGCAUGGCCACCUUACAACGAUACGGAGGAGUUCGAUGAAGCUUGCUUAGCUGUGCAGUGGAAAACAUCUCCAGUGCCAUCACAGCCCAGCGGGUUGUACUGGUCGCUUCACAAAUGUUCAGUGACUGGAGGUUACGUGUGCAAACGACGUCUUAAACCGGAGUACUUAGUCAAGAAUGAAACGGUUGAAGGAGCUUCUGGUGUAAUAAGCAGUCCACACCACCCGGCGCUGUACGACACAGACUUGGACCACUUCACCUUGAUACGAGGACCUCCAGCCACGCGGUUGGUCUUCAUCUUCCAAACUAUUGAUUUGGAGUACCAGGGCGAUUGUCUAUACGACUAUAUUGAGCUACGAGAUACAAUUAGUAUGAAAUCAUCAAGAUACUGCGGAACAGUGGAAGACGUUAGAUGGGUCUCCUCAAAGAAUGAGGCGCUUUUGCAUUUUCAUUCGGAUUAUAGCGUUCAAGGUUCGGGGUUUCUUGUUAAGUGGCACGCGGUAGAGUUGUCAGGUUGUCCUUCAAAAACAUUCACUUCUAAAGAAGGGGUAAUCACAAGCCCAAACUACCCUCAUUUUCUUUUACCUGAUCUAGACUGUACUAUGGAUAUUCUUGCUCCUACAGGAAAGCGCGUAUUUCUUAAUAUCAGUUACUUCGAUUUCGGCUACGGAUCGUUUUUAAAUGGAAUUCCUCUGAACGUAACAAAUCUUGUCCCAAAAGACAAUUAUCUGGAGAUCCAAGUUGACCCACAAAUAGACCCCAUUCGCCCAUUUCUGGACCCAAAUGUUUUGACCAAUGGAUUGUUUGUUUCCACCUCGGAGGUGAUCCGAUUGAGGCUGAAAACUGGAGGAAAUGUUACUGGAGUUGGCUUUCGGGCACAUUUUAAAACUGUUAGCUUCCUCAAUAUAUCCAACGUGGUGGAAUUGGGUGGCGUCCGUUCUGGCAAGAUCUCGUCUCCCAAUUGGCCAAGCGCUGGUCCUUCGCGCGCCAGAGUCCAGACUAGAAUAAUCGCUCCACACGGAUUUAUUCUUUCUGUGUUCUUUGCAAGUACUGUACUCGUGCCUUACACUGGUGUAUGGCCGUGUGGUGAUGGCAAAGGGUGGAUUGAGGUACAAGAUAGUUACACAGACAACAAUGGGACCACGUGGAUGUUAUGCGAGAACAAUCGACUCACGCGUAGUUCAGAAGCUACCGUUCCUCUCGUUAUCAACUCAUAUCUCCAUACACUUGUAGUCACGCAGCAUUCUGCCGACCGACCUGUUAACAUUGAUGUUUCUUUGAUUGUUAAAAAUGAUCCAGAAUACCACAGUAAAAUUCUCCUUCUCCCAGAUGAGACAAGUAUAGAGUCAUGUUACCCAAACCCUUGUUUGCACGGAGCUCGCUGCGCAAUCGAUGACACCAAGAACUUCUGCCAAUGCUCUGGAUAUUAUACCGGUGUAUUCUGUUUGAUAACUGCCUGCGAGCGAUCGCCUUGCGUGUUCGGAAACUGCUCUCUAUCUGAAGACCCCGACGAUGUCGGUUUCAAAUGCGCUUGCGCACGUGGCUACAAAGGAAAAAGAUGCUCAGAACGAAUACGUCCCUGUGCAUCUAAACCUUGCAAUCAUAGAGGCGCUUGCCUGGAAAAGGAUGGAACGUUUCUCUGUCAGUGCAAUCCUUCUUGGAAAGGAAAACGUUGCGAAAUGCCAAAUCCAACACCGAACAUCAUCGGAUUGGGAGCUAGAAUGAUGCAGGAGCCAUUUUGGCUCGGCCUCUUCGCCGUAUUCUCUGUCUUAGGAAUGGUUGGUUUGAUUUGGUGUGCGAAACGGCAUUUCCCUGAGAAAAUUGAAAAAUUGCUAGCGGAAGAGGCGGACAGGUGUGCAAGACCGGCUGGCGUGGCGCGGGGCGGGCGCGGCACCGGCGAGGCCCGCACUCUGCUCACGCGGCUCGGUAUCCGCAAGCCCUCCAUUUCCGGCCUCGCCCAACCGCGGGCCGCGCGCACCUUUAGUUUGGACGAUCUCUUAAAGCCGCCGCCCGGACGAUCACCAUCACCUCGUAAAAAACGCAACAAUUCAACACCAACUAAGAAAAAUGCAGCUGAAAAGAAGCAAAUUUUACAGCAGCUUAUAAGUCCCGCGGCUGCCAACGAACAUUCAAAAAAAAUUACAAUGUGCGAGUUAAUCCAGAUGUCUGAAAAGAAAACUUUAAGCACAGUAGAGAGUGCUCCUGCUUUUGUACAAUACGGCAUAGAAAAUAAGGAUACGUCAUUUGCAAGUGAAGGCUCCUCUCCUUCUACAUCACCGUCAAUGCGCCAAAUAUCGGAUCCAAAAUUAGAAAAAAAAGUUACUUUCGCUAGAUUACUAAAUAAGGUUUCAGCUGAAAUGAGUUCCAGUUCUGACGCAGACAUGGUGAAUACAAUAGCUAUACCAAUGGCCGUUAUUUCUAAUAGAACUCUAAAAGCUAAGGCAUCCAGUACGCCUCCAUCUCCGGGAGUUGAAAUGAGGUCACCGCAUAGCACAUCAAGCAAUCAAGGAAGUGACUCUAUGUCCAGUUUAGAUUUAACUGCUCACUCCACGCUGAAGAAGUAUUCCAGGACGCCGAAAAUCUCAAGUGCAGACUCAAUAUUAGCGAUGUUUCGAAACUUUUCAUCAUCAGCAGCUCUGACAUCUCGUGCUUCGUCCGGUGGAAUAUCCAUAUCCAGUACACCAACCGCCUCAUCUCCACAAGAUGAUACCAUGGAUGCUGAUGAUGUAUCGAUUAGUUCUUGUCACAUACCUUCCUUAGCGCCUGACUCACCUAUUGCUAGACCUCAUAACACUAUUGAAAUUCAGGUUGUCGAUCCUCUAAAUGCUCACAAGCCAUCAUCAUCCAGCAAUUUGCUACAUCCUCCGUCCAUCCUCCUUGAGGUUCCGAGUUCUAUUAACAAGUGCCUAUCUCCAAUACGAGAGUUACCUACCCCUCUUCCUACUCCCUUACCCACCCCCCUUCCCACUCCACUGCCAUCUCCAAGGAUGGCAAGAGCCAAAGUAGAACCAGAUCGUAAAAGCGAAUCAACGUUAACGUGUAUCUCACCUAGCGAAGACGAACUGGAGGAGAUUAAAACGGAAAAAUUGAGGCCAUAUCCUGAUUUGCGUUUGAAGCUUCGUCGUCCAGAAAUAUAUUCAGACACGCCAACUUCAUCUACAUUAAUCACAGACUCUCCAAGUCCGAGUGUAACGCACAGUCAAGAUUCUGAGCAUGAGAUGUCUUCUCCGUCUCCCGCCACAACAUCUCUUCGAGUUCCGGUUCUUACAAUAGAGAGACCUUCCCCGGGUUCACCUCCACCGAGAAGAACCCCACCACAUCUAGAGUUUCAACCGCCGCCCUUAAUAACGGUUACGUACAACGCAAGCGAAGAAUCUGAUGAACCACUAUCUCCUAGACCUCCACCAUCAUCGUCAAAUAUGUGUUAUUUGAGUCCUUUCUCGAUGGCCGUGCGGGGCGAGCGAGCCCCAUCCGAAUCAAAUCUGUCCUCGUCGGGCUACAGUUCCAUGGCCAGCCCCGGUCCGUCCCGAUGUGGUUCCAGCAACCCCUUAUGUCCUUCGGAAAUGGAGGAUCCGGGCUCCGGUGGCGGUCCUUCGUGCUUUCAAUCUAGACGGCGACCACUAAUGAAAACCAACUCUAGUCCGGCGACAUCCAAUGAAGGCAGUGAUGAUAGGCGGAGAGGUAGAUCCGAUUCUGAAACGUUAUCUGAUGAUCCGUUAUUGGAAUCGAAUGAUGAAGGUAUCGGGACCGAUGAGAGAGUAGAUGACGUGCCUUCGAGUGCGAAAGAAAUGGAGACGCUUGUAGUUUUAAAAGAAACCUUAGAUAUUGCGUUACCGCCCUUGUGUCCGCUUGGUGUAACAAAGUGUACUAUAGUUAAAUGUAUUAGUGUGGAACGUGGCUUAGACGAGAAGGCGUGUCUUCGACCCCCUACGUUAUUUUCUGACUGUAGUCGUCCGUUAAGCCCAGUUAGCUCUAGAAGUGAGAGUCCUCUAAGUGAUAAGACAGGUAUGGGAAGGUUUUCUCCUCAGUUCGGGCGACCAUUACCGUUAACUGAUUCCGAUGGCUUUUAUGACUUUCCCAGUACAGAGAGUGUAAAGGGAAAUACUUGUAAAAGUAGUGGCAGUUCACACAGAAAGGCAGGAAGAAGAAAAGAUAAGAAAACUUCGAGGACAGUGUCGCAUGAAGUGACGGGAACAACGAAAUCUACGCUACCUCAUAUGCCACAUUCCAUGCAUAAUUUGUUGGAGGUACCCUGUUACAACCGAGGCCGCAAGGUCGGCAGAAGACGCUCCCGUUCACAAGUGCCAGCACUUGCUUCUUCGUCAUCAUCAGAGGAAUCUGUCUCCAACGCCUCAGUGGCAUCUAUUGCAUCGGCGAGGGAGCUGAGGCUUCCAGACUUGGACAUGCAGUCAGAGCCGACACGUCUGAAGAAACCGCUCCGACGACAGAAAUGCCGAAGUUCAGAGGACACCACUUCAAAGAUAUCGUCUAGUUUAGAUUUAACUGAGGGAUCUCGGAGACCCGUGAAGGUGAACAAGUUGAGGACCAUUAGUAAUCAGAUAAGAUUUCUCCGUCGCCUAGAAAGAAGUUUAAAAAUGAAGGAAUGCUAUCCUGUAAUAUCUGAUGAUGAAGGGGACGAGUCCUCGAGUGUCACGUCGCCCUUACUCCAGGGCCGGAAAGACCACAACCGAAUGCCGUGUCACGCGAUAUCAGCUCCUCUGUUAAGUGCCGCAAGACCCAAAAUCACGAGACAAAGACGUUACGAUAAGUCGUUCGUUCACGAUGAAACGAGAACGUUAAGUGCUGCUCCUGAUAAUUCAGACUAA
Pieris macdunnoughi is the source of this 5427-nucleotide messenger RNA. NCBI's taxonomy places the organism in Eukaryota, Metazoa, Arthropoda, Insecta, Lepidoptera, Pieridae. The record is from the annotation of a GenBank genome assembly.